This is a messenger RNA of Schistocerca piceifrons (Central American locust), 1539 nucleotides long. RefSeq lists its product as uncharacterized. NCBI's taxonomy places the organism in Eukaryota, Metazoa, Arthropoda, Insecta, Orthoptera, Acrididae. The record is from RefSeq and is a predicted model, not a curated record. The transcript is spliced from 3 exons. Bases 131 to 1375 code for a protein of 414 amino acids.
GUGCACUUUUGUAUUCCGUGCAGUGGUGCGGAAGCACCACGCUAUCGGCGAUAGCUUGUCACUGUUGGCUGUGUACUGCAGCGUCGUAAGAUCAUCUUGACUACUUUCGCGUCUUCAUUCUGGACCAAUCAUGAGUUGUGCUGAACCUGAAAGUCCGCCCUUUCCUUAUUGGGUCAACAAGCAGUUCAUAGAGUCUGUGCUGAAUAAUGGAAAUGAGGGGACUGCACUGACGGUGAAAAUAUUCGAAUCUGACUCUGCCUCCAAGCGGGGCAUGAGCUUCUCAAGCGACGUGAUCAGAAUUGUCGCGGCUGUCAGACCUGGAGAAUCCGACGCCUAUGAAAAGAGGAGCUUCGUACUGAAGUACUUGGAGAUAGAUUGGGAAAAGGAAGACGUCCCAAAGGACUUCCAGACGGAGACAAUGGCGCUGGAUGAAGUGAUCCCAGAGGUACAUAAACUGCUGAGGAGUGUGGAGGGCGAGGCGUUCCGGCCUGUGGCGCCGCUCUGCUAUGUGGCAGGCAGCACGCCCUUCCCGUUCCUCGCCAUAGAGGACCUCUCGCCAGCCGGCUUUAGGACGGCGGAUGCUGCCCUCCCUCUGGACUACGAGCAGUGUGCAGCAGUGGUGCGCGCCUACGCCCGCCUGCACGCCGCCUCGGCGAGGGUCCUCAAGGACCGGCCACACUACAAAACGCUCUUUGACCCAAAGGAUACCAUGAAUGAAGGUCUGCAGGAGUACUACAGGCAGUUCUCUGACCAUCUCUUCAAAGCUGUGGCCCGGCAGCUUAGAGCUCACAGUGGGUUCGAAAGCUACGCUGAAAAGUAUGAACGGCUUGCAGAAAAAUUCACAAACGACUUCUUCAGCUACUGGAGGUCAACGGAAAUAAGGCUGCCAGUUAUUCUGCACGGCGACUGUUGGAAGUACAACUACAUGUUUGCAAAUGUGGAUGAAAAUAAUAUAGAUGUUAGGCUCAUAGAUUUUCAGGGUAGCAAGGUGCACAGUGGGGCAGCGGACCUGCUGCACUUCCUGUACAGGAAUGCCAGCGUGGAGGUGCACCGCGACCACCUGGACACGCUUCUGGCCGACUACCAUGGCACGCUGGUGGCGCUCCUGCGUCAGCUGGACAUGGCUGCCGAGGCGGACAGCUACCCCCUGCAGGCACUCGUCGAUGACGUGCAGGUGGGCGGCGCCUGUGCCGUCUACUACAGCGCACUGAGCCUCAUGUCGCUUACCUCGCACAGCCACACUUCCGAGUGGGGGAAGUUUUUCCAAAUCGCCGACGGUUCGGCGUCUCUCAUGGAAGAUGUUUUCAGAAAUCCCCACUAUGUUUCGUGUUUGAAAUACCUUGCACCAGUAUUUGACAGAAAGGGUCUUCUAUGAGUUAAGGUGAUAGCAGAGUGGUCUGGUGAUGAAAGAUCCUAUAUUGACUAGAACAGUGGUUCCAACCUUUCUUAGACUAUUACACCUGAGUGCAAUCAGACGUUAUGUGGAACCCCCCUCCACCCCCCCCUCCCGUCCCUGCUCUCUGUUGCACCCUACUCCCC